CGCGCGCGACCGCACGCGAACGUCCGUAGGUAGUUAGCGACAUCAUGGCGUCCCUCACGGCGUCUCUUAGCGCCUCCGUCGCGCAGAAGCGCGUCGCCCUCUCGGCGUCCAAGUCCAGCCGCUUCGUCGGCGCCCCCGUGCGCGUCACCGCCGCGGCGCCCAAGGCGGCCAAGGCUGUGUCUCUGACCGUGCGCGCGGAUGGCGAGGACAGGCUCCGCCUGCACAACCUCUCCCCGCUGAAGGGCUCCCGCAAGAAGCCCACGCGCAAGGGCCGUGGUUACGGCGCGGGUCAGGUGAGCAUCUAGGAAGACCCGUCACCCGCUCGUCCCUAGCGCGCUCCCGCGCAUCCAUUCACGCCCCUCCACCCUCCCUCGAGAGACGUGCGCCUGAAAAGUGGAUAGGGUCGUGUGCCCCGCGGUUUUUCAGUCCCUCCGCGCCGUGAUCUCACCUCCGCCCUCCCGAUCCCGAUCCCCUUCUCCCACAGGGUGGCACCUGCGGUUUCGGUAUGCGCGGUCAGAAGUCCCGCUCCGGCCCCGGCGUCCGCCCCGGCUUCGAGGGCGGCCAGACGCCGAUGCAUCGCCGCUUUCCCAAGCUCAAGGGCAUUGCCGGCGGCAUGGGCGCGGGCAAGGCGAAGUACGUGACCGUCAACGUCGACGACAUCUCCGCCGCGUUCGCCGCGAACAAGCUCGCGGCCGGUUCGGAUGUGAGCAUCGAGUCGCUCAAGGCUGCCGGCGUGAUCAACGCCACCGGCCACUACCGCAACCUUCCCCUCAAGGUGCUCGGCGACGGCGAGAUGGCCGCGGGCGUUAAGGUUCACGCCGCGGCUUUCUCCGAAUCCGCCAAGGCGAAGAUCGAGGCUGCGGGUGGUUCCGUCGAGGUCGUCCCAGGCCGCAAGAAGUGGGUCCGCGAGGCGGCCGCGGCGAACGCCUAA
Molecule: messenger RNA, 931 nt
Organism: Micromonas commoda
Lineage: Eukaryota; Viridiplantae; Chlorophyta; Mamiellophyceae; Mamiellales; Mamiellaceae
Exons: 2
Coding region: 506-931 (141 amino acids)
Biological process (GO): translation
Cellular component (GO): cytosolic large ribosomal subunit; ribosome
Molecular function (GO): structural constituent of ribosome
Source: RefSeq, a predicted model, not a curated record